This is a messenger RNA of Rhinichthys klamathensis goyatoka, 2926 nucleotides long. RefSeq names its product forkhead box P4 (gene foxp4). Bases 550 to 2775 code for a protein of 741 amino acids. The transcript is spliced from 19 exons. Gene Ontology annotation, molecular function: DNA-binding transcription repressor activity, RNA polymerase II-specific; RNA polymerase II cis-regulatory region sequence-specific DNA binding. Lineage: Eukaryota; Metazoa; Chordata; Actinopteri; Cypriniformes; Leuciscidae. Gene Ontology annotation, biological process: regulation of transcription by RNA polymerase II. The record is from RefSeq and is a predicted model, not a curated record. Gene Ontology annotation, cellular component: nucleus.
GGCGUAUUACGGUAGACCAAACUGUCCCCUAACAUCGCCAACACAAGACACAAGCGGAGUAAUUCAACACUGAUUUCUCUGCGAAUGAGCGAGGAACAGACGAGAUGCCAAAAACUCCAGCGAGAAGCAUUAUUGGGACUUUAGGAAAACUCACCGUGUGAUAACAGAGAGAAAGAGGGAAGACCUGAAGCGACGGGGAGGCGUAAAGAGCCGCGUGCUUGUUCUUCAUGAACUUUGAGGAGCGCUGUGACCAUGCAGCCUUUGAGCUAGUGCACGAUUAUUGUUUCCACUUAUCACCCUACUGAGUGACCAGUCUGAGAGAGGACGCCAGUAAAAAAGGAAAAGAAGACUAAUAAAGACAGUUGUCGUUGAAAGUAAUGGUCUGAAGACAUCACUCAUAGAACAGGAUUUUUUUUUUCUUUUUGCGUUGCUCUUCUGAAGCUUUCUGGAAUCGCUGGGACAUUCACGAGAGCUGGAGCGACACAUCCACAUGGUCCAGCCGUAGAGUGAAAGUAGAGUUCUUCACAAUAUCCUAACAGGUGCCACGUGAUGAUGGUAGAAUCAGCAACUGAGACCAUUCGAACUACACCCUCCAGUCAAAAUGGAGUCAGCAGCCUAAGCAGCCAGUCAGAUGGCGGAGGAAGAGAAGGCGGGUCCAACUGUGACACCAAUGGGGAGAUCAGCCCUGUGGAUUUACUGCACCUUCAACAGCAGCAGGCCCUCCAGGCAGCACGCCAGUUCAUCCUCCAGCAGGCCACAGGACUCAACUCCCCCAGCAGCAACGAGCUCAAACAGAGCCCUGUGCAGGUGCCCGUAUCCAUGGCAAUGAUGACCCCACAGAUGAUAACUCCUCAGCAGAUGCAGCAGAUCCUCUCUCCGCCUCAGCUCCAAGCUUUACUCCAACAGCAACAAGCCCUUAUGCUGCAACAGCUGCAGGAGUACUACAAGAAGCAACAGGAGCAGUUGCACCUCCAGCUCCUUACCCAGCAACAGCAAGCAGGGAAGCAGGCCAAAGAGGAGAUAAGGCCCAUCUCUCAUUGGGGGAACAUCAAAAAGCGUGUUGCUGGAAACAGUGAUUUGACUCAGGCCGGUUCAGGAAGGAGGAUAUUUAUCACCACGACACCAACUGACCUUAUCGGAUAUAUAGAAAACCAGCAGCAGCAGUUGGGGAAUAAACAGCUGGCUUUCCAACAGCAGUUGAUCCAGAUGCAACAACUACAGCAGCAACACAUUCUUAAUCUACAAAGACAGGGCCUGGUGAACCUACAACCGGGCCAAGGAGCAGUACCCAUUCAGAGCCUGCAGCAAGCCAUGUGUCCCACUGACCUGCAGCAGCUGUGGAAGGACGUGGCCAGUGUUCAGAGCACAGAGGAGGCCAUGAAACACGAGGGUCUCGAUCUGACCACCAACAGCUCCAACACUACCUCAUACUCGGCCUCCAAGGUCUCACCUCAGAUCCCCCAUCAUCCUUUGCCAAAUGGACAGAACUCUGUGCACACUCCAAAGAGAGACAGAGCAAGACUCUUUGAGUGGAUCUCGUCCUUCACCAAGGAGUCCAGUGAUGAGCAUCUCAUGCCUUAUUCCAAAGGCGCUCACCUGCAGAGCACUCACUCGACCCAUGAGGAACACACGGCCUCCCACCCGCUCUUCGGACACGGCGAGUGCAAGUGGCCCGGCUGCGAAGCGCUCUGCGAGGACAUGGGCCAGUUCAUCAAGCACCUGAACAGUGAACACGCCCUGGAUGAUCGCAGUACGGCCCAGUGCAGGGUCCAGAUGCAGGUCGUUCAACAGCUGGAGAUACAGCUGGCCAAAGAGAGUGAGCGUUUGCAGGCCAUGAUGACCCACCUGCAUAUGCGUCCAUCAGAGCCAAAGCCUUUCAACCAACCUCUGAACCUGGCCUCUAGCAUGUCGCUGUCAAAAAGAGAAAGUGAGGGGUUUCCUGAGGGCUUGCCUCAUCCCCCCACCUCUGCCGCAACUCCCAUCACCCCCAUGAGGCAGGGACCCUCCGUCAUCAGCUCAUCCAGCCUGCACGGAGUCGGACCCAUCCGUCGGCGCAACUCCGACAAGUUCUGCACCCCCAUCGCUUCGGAACUUGCACAGAAUUGUGAAUUCUACAAAAACGCUGACGUCAGGCCUCCAUUCACCUACGCCUCGCUCAUACGACACGCCAUUCUGGAAGCCCCUGACCGACAGCUGACUCUAAACGAGAUCUAUAACUGGUUUACACGAAUGUUCGCCUAUUUCAGGAGAAACACAGCAACAUGGAAGAAUGCUGUGCGCCAUAACCUGAGUCUGCACAAGUGCUUUGUGCGGGUCGAGAACGUCAAGGGUGCCGUUUGGACCGUGGACGAAGUGGAAUACCAAAAGAGGAGACCACCAAAGAUGACCGGAAGUCCCACUCUUGUGAAGAAUAUGAUUUCUGGGCUGGGAUUUGGCUCCCUUAAUGCCAGCUAUCAGGCUGCACUCGCAGAGAGCAGUCUUGGUCUUCUGAACAGCUCCACCCUGAUGAACAGCACAGGUGCGAGUCUCAACAUGCUGCACGUCGGCCACGAUGAUGUCAGCAGCACUGUUGAACAAGUCAACAGUAACGGUAGCUGCAGCCCGGGCCUCUCUCCGCAGCAAUAUGGACAUCAAAUCCAUGUGAAAGAGGAGCCAGCUGAGAUGGAGGAGGACUGCAGACCCGUGUCUCUCAUGGCAGCUGUCAAUCAAAACCUGAGCAUGCCUGGUGACGAGCGUGACAUGGAGGAGGAGCUUCCCACAGAGGAGCUGGAGUAAGAGGAAGCGUUGACGGAGGCGGAGCUCACCGGCCCGACCACUCCCUCAAAUUCAAGAUGUUCAAGAUCAAGUGAGAAAACAAAGAUACAAAACCAACUACAACUUCAAAAACCAAAACAGGGUUAGACCUCAUCUGUUCACAAUGCAAAAA